This is a messenger RNA of Juglans microcarpa x Juglans regia, 1404 nucleotides long. Its product is annotated as probable isoaspartyl peptidase/L-asparaginase 3. Lineage: Eukaryota; Viridiplantae; Streptophyta; Magnoliopsida; Fagales; Juglandaceae. Gene Ontology annotation, molecular function: N4-(beta-N-acetylglucosaminyl)-L-asparaginase activity. Gene Ontology annotation, biological process: protein deglycosylation. The record is from RefSeq and is a predicted model, not a curated record.
AUACAAUUAAUAAAUAAAUAAUAAGAAGAAGGAAGUCAAAAACUCCAAAACGUUAAACUCAAGUUGAAAGAAGCAGCUCUCCACUUCCUCUCCAUGGCUACCAAGAACCUGUUCUUGUCUUAUACAUUGCUCCUUACGUUACUUCAUCUGGUAGUUGUACAUGAAGCUUUGAAUUCAGGCCCAUACCCAUUGGUUGUGAGCACAUGGCCCUUCCUAGAUGCUGUUAGAGCUGCUUGGAGAGCUGUUGAUAGUGGGUUUUCAGCAGUUGACGCUGUUGUGGAGGGUUGCUCCGCCUGCGAGGAACUGCAAUGUGAUGGAACAGUUGGGCCAGGUGGAAGUCCAGAUGAGAACGGAGAAACUACGAUUGAUGCUCUGGUCAUGGAUGGGGUGACAAUGGAGGUUGGAGCUGUCGCUGCUAUGAGGUACAUGAAGGACGGCAUCAGAGCUGCUAGAUUAGUAAUGCAGCAUACUAAACACACUUUGCUUGUUGGAGAGCAAGCCUCUGCAUUUGCUUUAUCAAUGGGUCUCCCGGGACCAAACCUUAGUUCAUCCGAGUCUUUGGGGAAGUGGAGUAAAUGGAAGGAAAAUCGCUGCCAACCUAAUUUUUGGCAAAAUGUUGUACCUAUCAAUAGUUGUGGUCCAUAUCAUCCGAGGGAUUCUCUUGACCUAACUAAAGGGGCAUGUUCCAAAGCCAAGCUUAUGGAAACUAUCGAAUCAAGAUCAUCCCUCAUUGGUCUUCACAACCAUGACACUAUAGCAAUGGCUGUCAUUGACAGAAUGGGGCACCUUGCCGUUGGUACAUCGACUAAUGGAGCAACAUAUAAGAUCCCUGGCAGGGUAGGUGAUGGACCCAUUGCAGGAUCUUCAGCAUAUGCUGAUGACGAAAUUGGUGCAUGUGGGGCAACUGGAGAUGGUGACAUUAUGAUGCGCUUCCUUCCAUGUUAUCAAGUAGUGGAGAGUAUGAGAUUAGGAAUGGAACCCAAGCUUGCUGCAAAGGAUGCAAUAUCAAGAAUAGCAAGAAAAUUUCCUGAUUUUGUGGGAGCUGUUUUUGCGAUUAAUAAGAAUGGGAAGCAUGCUGGUGCUUGCCAUGGAUGGACAUUUCAAUACUCGGUGAGAAGCCAAGAAAUGGAUGAUGUGGAAGUGUUCACUGUGCUACCUAAAUUAGUAACUCUCUUACCUUGGCAAAGAAGCUUUGAUACUUAAUGUGUAUAUUAAUGAGAUGUCUUUCCAUAAUUCCAUUUUAUUCCUACAAUUGAAGUGACAUGGUAUUUAUAUGGCAAAAAAAUACUUUAGCCAUAAAGGAAUUAUACAAAAUGAAAUCUAUAAAUUGAUGUGACUUGAUGCAGUACGUCAGAUUGUAAAAUUAUUUUUUAAUGUAUAGUAGAUCUAACGCAUUACAGGAAA